AGAAGCAAAGUUGACAUUUCUGGAUCACUCUCCCCAGAGGCGUCGCUUGCCAACUUCUGGGACAUGCAGUCUCACCGAGGGGACUGACAGGCAGGGACAGACAAGAGGCAGCUAAAUCCGCGCUGCUGAAGGCAGGCUGAAGUUACAGAACUUGGGCUAUUUUUCUGCUCCCCCAUCCCCCCGCCUCCCUACGAACCACAUCUUGACUCAUACAGUCGAAAGAAAAAACUCUUUUGGUUAUUUGAUAUUUGGGAAACCUCCAGGAGACCAUAACUUAGUUUUGAGGAAGCCUUGUCUCUCACUUUGCUGGGAGCACACACACUCACACACACACACACACACACACACACACACACACACACACACACACUUGCUCACACGGCUCCAACACCAUGGUGGUUCAGGCUGCAGUGGCUCCGAAUAGAUCUCAAAGACUUUUACUGAAAAUUCCGUAUGGAUCUCUGAGAAGACGCAGCGUGGAGAGGAUGACGGAGGGCCGUCGAUGUCAAGUACAUCUUCUGGAUGACAGGAAGCUGGAACUCUUAGUACAGCCCAAGCUUUUGGCCAAGGAGCUCCUGGACCUCGUGGCAUCGCACUUCAACCUGAAGGAAAAGGAAUACUUCGGAAUAGCCUUCACAGAUGAGACGGGACACUUAAACUGGCUUCAACUAGAUCGAAGAGUAUUGGAACACGACUUCCCCAAAAAGUCGGGACCAGUGGUUUUGUACUUCUGUGUCAGGUUCUACAUAGAAAGCAUCUCGUACCUAAAGGAUAAUGCCACCAUUGAGCUCUUCUUCCUGAAUGCUAAGUCCUGUAUCUACAAGGAGCUGAUCGAUGUUGACAGUGAAGUGGUGUUUGAAUUAGCCUCCUAUAUUUUACAGGAGGCAAAGGGAGAUUUUUCUAGCAAUGAGGUGGUGAGGAGUGACUUAAAGAAGCUGCCGGCGCUCCCCACUCAAGCCCUGAAGGAGCACCCCUCCCUGGCCUACUGUGAGGACCGAGUCAUUGAGCACUACAAGAAACUGAACGGCCAGACCAGAGGUCAAGCAAUUGUAAACUACAUGAGCAUCGUGGAGUCUCUCCCAACCUACGGGGUUCACUAUUAUGCAGUGAAAGACAAGCAGGGGAUACCGUGGUGGCUGGGACUGAGCUACAAAGGAAUCUUCCAGUAUGACUACCACGAUAAAGUGAAGCCGAGGAAGAUCUUCCAAUGGAGGCAGUUGGAAAACCUGUAUUUCAGAGAAAAGAAGUUUUCCGUGGAAGUUCAUGACCCCCGCAGGGCUUCAGUGACCAGGAGGACGUUUGGACACAGUGGCAUCGCGGUACAUACAUGGUACGCAUGUCCAGCAUUGAUCAAGUCCAUCUGGGCUAUGGCCAUUAGCCAGCACCAGUUCUAUCUGGACAGAAAGCAGAGUAAGUCUAAAAUCCAUGCCGCGCGCAGCCUGAGCGAGAUCGCCAUCGACCUGACCGAGACCGGCACGCUGAAGACCUCCAAGCUGGCCAACAUGGGGAGCAAAGGGAAGAUCAUCAGCGGCAGCAGCGGGAGCCUCCUGUCAUCAGGUUCUCAGGAAUCCGAUAGCUCUCAGUCGGCCAAGAAAGACAUGCUGGCCGCCUUGAAGUCCAGGCAGGAAGCUCUGGAAGAAACUCUCCGCCAGCGGCUGGAGGAACUGAAAAAGCUCUGCCUUCGAGAAGCUGAGUUGACAGGCAAACUGCCCGUUGAGUAUCCCUUGGACCCGGGGGAGGAACCACCCAUCGUUCGCAGAAGAAUCGGGACGGCCUUCAAACUGGAUGAACAGAAAAUCCUGCCCAAAGGAGAGGAGGCCGAGCUGGAACGCCUGGAACGGGAAUUUGCCAUUCAAUCCCAGAUUACAGAGGCCGCCCGCCGCCUCGCCAGUGACCCCAACGUCAGCAAAAAACUGAAGAAACAAAGGAAAACCUCUUAUCUGAACGCACUGAGGAAGCUGCAGGAGAUCGAGAAUGCCAUCAACGAGAACCGCAUCAAGUCUGGGAAGAAACCCACGCAGAGGGCUUCGCUGAUCAUCGCCGAUGGAAAUAUUGCCAGCGAAGACAGCUCCCUCUCAGAUGCCCUUGUGCUAGAGGAUGAAGACUCUCAGGUCACCAGCACACUGUCCCCCUUACAGUCUCCUCACAAGGGACUCCCUCCUCGACCACCGUCACACAACAGGCCCCCUCCUCCCCAGUCCCUGGAGGGACUCCGGCAGAUGCACUAUCACGGCAGCGACUACGACAAAUCCCCCAUAAAGCCCAAAAUGUGGAGUGAGUCCUCUUUAGAUGAGCCUUAUGAGAAGGUCAAGAAACGUUCCUCCCACGGCCAUUCCAGCAGUCACAAGCGAUUCCCCAGCACGGGCAGCUGUGCAGAAGCAGGCGGGGGCAGUAGCUCCCUCCAGAACAGCCCCAUCCGCAGCCUCCCUCACUGGAACUCCCAGUCCAGCAUGCCGUCCACACCAGACCUGCGGGUCCGGAGUCCCCACUAUGUUCAUUCCACGAGGUCGGUGGACCUCAGCCCCACGCGGCUGCACAGCCUCGCCCUGCACUUUAGGCACCGGAGCUCCAGCUUGGAGUCCCAGGGCAAGCUCCUGGGCUCGGAGAACGACACGGGGAGCCCCGACUUCUACACCCCGCGGACUCGUAGCAGCAACGGCUCCGACCCCAUGGACGACUGCUCCUCCUGCACCAGCCACUCGAGCUCGGAGCACUACUACCCGGCGCAGAUGAACGCCAACUACUCCACGCUGGCCGAGGACUCGCCGUCGAAGGCGCGCGCGCGGCAGCGGCAGCGGCAGCGGGCGGCGGGCGCGCUGGGCGCCGCGAACUCGGGCAGCAUGCCCAACCUGGCGGCGCGCGGCGGCGGCGCGCACGGCGUCUACCUGCACAGCCAGAGCCAGCCCAGCUCGCAGUACCGCAUCAAGGAGUACCCGCUGUACAUCGAGGGCGGCGCCACGCCCGUGGUGGUGCGCAGCCUGGAGAGCGACCAGGAGGGCCACUACAGCGUCAAGGCGCAGUUCAAGACGUCCAACUCGUACACGGCGGGCGGCCUGUUCCGGGAGAGCUGGCGCGGCGGCGACGAGGGCGACGCGGGCCGCCUGACGCCGUCGCGCUCGCAGAUCCUGCGGACUCCGUCGCUGGGCCGCGAGGGCGCCCACGACAAGGGCGCGGGCCGCGCCGCCGUCUCGGACGAGCUGCGCCUGUGGUACCAGCGCUCCACGGCCUCGCACAAGGAGCACAGCCGCCUGUCGCACACCAGCUCCACCUCCUCGGACAGCGGCUCCCAGUACAGCACCUCCUCCCAGAGCACCUUCGUGGCGCACAGCAGGGUCACCAGGAUGCCCCAGAUGUGCAAGGCCACGUCAGCUGCCUUACCUCAAAGCCAGAGAAGCUCAACGCCGUCGAGUGAAAUUGGAGUGACGCCCCCAAGCAGUCCCCACCACAUCCUAACCUGGCAGACUGGGAGUUACGCUGAUAGCUGUUUCCUGGAUUCCUCCCUCUAUCCAGAACUAGCCGACGUCCAGUGGUACGGGCAGGAAAAAGCUAAGCCCGGGACCCUCGUGUGAGCCAGCUGGCCUCAAUCUGACCGCCUCAACGCCAUUCAGAGAUCACCUCACUGCCUCUCAUUUGCCUUACCCAGACGCACUGUCACCCUGCACCAGCUUCGGCCCUCAGCACUUUUUUUCUCCCGUCUCCGCAUUCCCUUCACCCUCAAAAACCUGACUGAGGAGACAUUCUGGAAGGUUCCGGUCCCACUGUGUGUCCUCUGGCUCUCUCGCCCACGGAGAGCCAGGCGCCAAUCCUCAACGGCACCUUGGUGGCUUCCCCCUGCCGUGACAGCCCCCAGGCCGGGAGCCAUCAGGGAAGGUAACGGACAUCAAACUCCUGUGGACAGGUGGCAUUGGAAGAGAACAGGAAAGGGGACUCGAGUACAGGGUGAUCCAGAAAGACGAUGAAGCUAUGGUCGGCCUGCACUCGGUGAAGAUGAUGCCUCGCUCGCUCGCGCGGGGGAAUAUGGGACUCCGUUGACACUUGAAAUAGUCCCGGGGGGGGGGGGGGGGGGGGGAGGGGGGAGUGGCUGUCGGGGGAGGGGGAGAAUGAAAAAGGAAGCUUAACAUGUCAGAGAUGCAUCCGAGGAUCACAAUCAGUUCUAUGCUGCCAAAGAUUAAAAAAAAAAAAAAAAAAAAAAAAAUUAAAAAUAAAAAAACAAAAAAGGGGCCAAGGGGAAGACAUUCUUUCUGCAGUGAAACCUUUUAAAUUCUCAACGGCUCCUACUCAUCACAAGUGCAAGCCCACCACACGUAAAUGGUUUCCCCCUCUCUGUCCCUCUCUCCCACCGUCCCACCCACUGUCUCAGGCCAGAGCCCGGAGGGCUAACCCAGCUGCUGCCCCAGAUCCCUGGGAGUGUGGACGGGGAAGAGCAGGUCCGCCUGGUCUGUGCGGGAGUGGGGGAGGGGGAGGCGGGGCUUCCCUUCCGACCCACCACACAAAGCUGCUUUUCUUUUGGGAUCUGUAGGAGAUGGAAGGUGGUGAUCGCCAAGCGCUUCUCUCUCAUUCAAACCACCAGUAAAAGCGUGUCCUGUUUUGCACAAGGUGUUACGUUUUUCUUUUUUACGGGAAACCAAGGGAAAAGCACAUGGCCAUCCAUUCGAGUGUUCUAACCGUUGUGGCUCAUUUUCUAUUUGUUAGCACUUGUGUGACAAAGAGCUCAGACCCGACUUCGACUUCUCUCGGCACCCGGCUACCAAUGUGUCACUUAUUCAAAGAACCCAACUAUGCCCUUAGAUUUUUAUCCCGUGUCUCUUAGGCGGAGCAGGGGUGGGGGGGAGAAAGUCCCGGCUCCCAGAGGGCCCGUACGCCUACAGCCUCGGCAGCUACCUUGAUGUACCCGCAUUCGUCUGCAGACACCAAGAGAGGAAGAAAGAAGAGAGAGAAAAGGUGUGUGGGAGCUGCACGUUUACAUGUGUUUUGAGCUCUGCUUAAUACACAACCGGAAAGCCAUCUAUCUUCAAAGGCCUCAAAAAUACUUUUAUAAUAAUGAGCGCACACUCUUCGUUGGGUUAUUCCAAAUGGCACAAACACGGUCUCCACAGAGGGGGUACGCUGUGCUUACCGGCACAGGUGGGGGGGGGGGGUGCGGGGGAGGGGACGCUUUUUCUCACUUGUAAUGACUUCCUAUUGCAAAGGCAUUUUGACAGCCAGGGACAGGAGCCGGGGUGGGGUAAUUUUGUGGGCAAACAGAACCACAGUUAGCUUUAGCGUAAAAAGAAAAAUCUUUGUUUUUUUUAUGUAUGUGUAAUCCGAGAGUAAUGAGAGACUCUACCAGACCAGGAGGGUAGGAUGGACACUACAAUGAAUUCAGUGGCAGUGCUCUCCUUCUGCGGUAGCUUGGAAAGCACUGUGGGGUCCCACUGAGGCUGGGACCGCUCUGGGCAACUGAGGGCCCGGUGUCCCCUCUCCGUGCACACCAGCUCUGUGGUGGUAACAGCUGGAGAAAGGGACAUCCUCACAAAACCUCUGGGGAAACCCUGCAGGAGAAACAAAACUGGUUGCAAUGCCAUGAAGUGAUCGUGGGGAGGGAGGGGAUGGGGUUUUCGUGGCCCUUAUUUUGAUGAUCAAUCAGAGCUACAGCCCGCAGGUUUUCUUCCUUCCCCAUUCAGAAUAUUCUGCACCGGGCCAUCUUUCUUUCUCUCCAGUGACACACAGAUAAUCAAACUGAACUGUGUGCAGCAGGGCAAGUCAAGAGAGAAACCGAGGAGGUGACAAGGUUACGUGGCUGCGGGGUGACCGGCACGUACCGUAGUUUCAAAUCUGGUCUGACGUCCAUCGGAUCAUGCUUUGAGCCCAGUUGGGUUUACGAGGAAUGAGAGACGAAAAUUCUUCCUCAACGCUUGGGUUUUGGAUUCAGGAGGCAGCGAGGAACGGGGUGGGAGGGAAAUCCAGUUCAGACAAACACCAUUAUAGUCUGGUAGUAAAGACAGAGAUUAAGUCAAACAGGUUUUACUGUUGAGCUGCGUUCAGUUACUACAAAAUGUACAUACUGUUAGUCCUUUGAGACCGACAUGAUUCAUGACCAGUGUGGUGGGAAACAAUAGCUGUUUUGUACAAGCACUUGCAAGCUCUUCCCAGAUCCCGAUUUCUUUAAAAACAAAGUAAGAUGGAAUAUAAAGCCCCUGGUCUGAUAUAAGCCCCUACUGGAUUCUUGGGAUACGUGUAAGAAAUUGCCUGUUUAGCCUGAAGACUGUUGGGAACACCUACAUCAGACUUUGUUGUGAGACAGGUGGAUUUUUUGUUUUGUUUUGUUUUAUUAUAUGCAGUGAGUGUUGAAACUGUUAAAAUUCCGAUUUGUUUUCAUUCAGUGUUAGUUCUAAAUAUAGCAACCCCCCCUCCAGGUGCUAUCAGAUGACCAGUUACUGCUUAGUUCACUAGGUGUAAAGUUUUACAUAUACAUUAAUGUCAAUAGUUUAUUACACGUUGUGCAAAAUGGACUCUAGUUUAAUAAUGGGGAGAAAGGAUUAGGUUGCUCCUGAAACUGACUGUAGAGCAUGUAAAAUGAUUUUACUGGAUUCUGUUCAACUGUAAUCAAUGAAAAGGAUGUAUGUUGUAGACAAAGUUGCAGAAUUAAAAAGAAAUCUGCUUUUAAUUUAUUCUUUUUGUAUUAAGAAUUUGUAUAGUACCUUUACAUUUUGCAAAACAGUGUUGUCAACACUUAUUAAAGCAUUUUCAAAAUGAAAAGA
This is a messenger RNA of Leopardus geoffroyi (Geoffroy's cat), 6740 nucleotides long. RefSeq names its product FERM domain containing 4A (gene FRMD4A). The transcript is spliced from 23 exons. Gene Ontology annotation, biological process: establishment of epithelial cell polarity. Gene Ontology annotation, cellular component: bicellular tight junction; adherens junction; cytoskeleton. NCBI's taxonomy places the organism in Eukaryota, Metazoa, Chordata, Mammalia, Carnivora, Felidae. The coding region runs from base 393 to 3569 and encodes 1058 amino acids. The record is from RefSeq and is a predicted model, not a curated record.